UCCCCAUCAGUGCGACAGUUCAUCGAUCUGUCAUACACACUAUAUUUGCGGUUAUGCGAAAAUCUUGAAAAUUCCACCAUGUUUUAAAGACGUGUAUCUAAUAAUAAUGUCAUCGUUCGAAAUAAUAUCGGAUUACUCCAAGUCCAGCCUAAAGGAAAUUCCGGAAAAUGUGCUGGACAUGUCCAAUUUGAAGAUGCUCUUCCUGGAACGGAACCUCCUGGUCGCGUUACCGGAAGAUUUCUUUUUGAAAUUGCCGAACUUAAUGUGGCUCGACCUGAGGAAUAAUCAGCUGGAAAGCAUACCCCGAUGUAUCGCCCACCAUCAGCACUUGGAACAUUUGUUGCUUACUAAUAAUAAUAUUAGUAAGUUGCCCAAUGAGUUGGGUUCAGUUUCAAAUCUAAAAGCCCUUCAAAUUGCCGAUAAUCCCUUAACGUAUCCCCCGAAGAAAGUAAUCCAGGAAGGCACCAAAUCAAUAAAACGCUUCCUCAAAGAGCAGUAUGAGCUUCAAUGCGCAAAAAGUGCCCAAAUGGCAGAGAAACUGAACAACGAAAGGGAAGCAAUAUUAAGGGAAGCCACGGAGAAGCAAAAAGAUGCUGAGAUGGAGGAAGAGAAACUGUUAAAGAUACAUGAAGAAGGUUCGCUGUUUUCCACUACAAAUUGCAACAGUAAAGCCUCAAGGGACACUUUGUCUAAAAAAGUAAAAUCGAACGGGUCACAAAGCAAACACAUCCUGGAUCAGAUUCAAACCAAACUUUCGGACCCCAAAGGCUUAAGUCCCACCUUACGUGUGAAAAGAAUCGAACAGCCCUCAAACGUUACCAAGAAAACUCCCGAGGAAGAACCUCUGAAAAUCGUCCAUAACGUCACGAAAAGUGACUCGAAAGUUUUACUGAAGAGUUAUUUUAAUAAAACCAACGUGAACAAACAGGAAUUGGAACGUAUCCCGGAAAAUGUGCUUAAGGACGGCUGGUUGAACAAGUUGCGGAUCUUGCUGAACGAUCAAGAGAGGAUCUUGCAACAAGAGAGGGCAACACCAUUCCUUUCCACUUCAGUGGAAAUAUGUGACAAGAUUCAAAUUUUCAUGCAAGAUAAAUGCCUUCCAUAUCAGUAUAGAAAUUUAAGAGCGAUUUCGACUUGGCGUCAACAGAGGCCACCAGCAACACCAAAGGUGUUUUCCGCCAAUGAAACUCGCAGGAGAUCCUCGGAAUCGCAGGCACCUUAUGCCACCUAUCCAGAAUACGCCCGGAUGCCAAGUAGAAGCGAAUUAGCCGCCCAGCUCCAAGACUUUCUAAGGGAACCGGAGGUGAACAACACGAAACCAGUUCAAACGUCUUACUUGAAUCUGGAUAAGGUGAUCAACGAUUUGGUGCAACAGCUGAAGGAUAUGGAGUAUAAUAGCGAUGCCAGAUCUCCCAGAAGCGAGAUGCAACAUGCCAGUAGGCAAAUUGAGACUAUUGUUGAUAUUCAUAAGAAGCUUUUGCAUCUGAAGACGCAGAACGACUAUUUAUAGUCUAUGCCAUGAGAGGAAUGACGUACAUAAAUAAAACACUUGUAUCAAAAUAAUUGUAAUACUCGUUUAUUAAACAUAAACCAUAAUGUCUAUAUAUAUUUAUAUAAUAAUUUUAAAAAAUUAUGAGAGUGUAAUAAAGAUUUAAAUAAACCAUCA
Molecule: messenger RNA, 1666 nt
Organism: Anthonomus grandis grandis
Lineage: Eukaryota; Metazoa; Arthropoda; Insecta; Coleoptera; Curculionidae
Product: leucine-rich repeat-containing protein 27-like
Exons: 7
Coding region: 107-1510 (467 amino acids)
Molecular function (GO): protein binding
Source: RefSeq, a predicted model, not a curated record